Molecule: messenger RNA, 1624 nt
Organism: Blepharisma stoltei
Lineage: Eukaryota; Ciliophora; Heterotrichea; Heterotrichida; Blepharismidae
Source: the annotation of a GenBank genome assembly
AUGGGCUGCACAAAAAGUAGAGAAAAGCCGCACUUGUUUAAGCCUCCAAAGAUAUCAAACAGCUACAGUCCUCAUUUUUCUAAACUUUUAUAUUGUUCAAAUCCUGGAGGAAACACAAAUGUGAUAGCAAGUUUGCAUGCUCCAGAGCUUGGGGUGUGUUUGAUUAAUGUAUGAUCGCUCAUUAAUGAUAUUUUGGUUAUUACUAAUACUUGAAAAGCACCUGCAAGCCAUACAUUGACUGAGCAUAUAACUGAUAUUACUUUUAUGCUAAUAAAAGAAGAUUAUGCUGAAAGGGCUACAGAUGUAUAUAGGAGGUUGCUUCUGGCGUCAUGCUCAAAGUCUUUGAUAAGAGAAAACGGAGAAGUAGCAAGCUUAAAUGUUAUAAAGGUCUGGGAUAUAGAAACUAUGAGGGAAAUUAAUGAAAUAGGAGCUGUAAACAGUAGAGAAGCAUUAGUUGGGUUAAAAUGCAAAGAAAAUAAAAUUUGUGUGCUUACGACGUGUGGGAAUAUAUACAUAUGGUCUUGUAUGCUAAAUGGUGGAGACUGUGAUAGCGCUUUUGCAAUGCCUAUUUUUAAUAGAAUUUCGCUAUUCUGCUGUGGAGAAGUCCAAUGUGAUAUUUUUGAUUUUGACAUAAUAAAGAUAAAUCAUGAGAAAAACCGAGCCUGCUUUAAAUCCCCAAUUUCAAGCAGCUUAUAUGAAGAUUUUAUUAUAGGAAUAUGCUGAAGCGACGAAAAUGACUCAGUUAAAAGUCGUAUGCUUUUCGUUAAAAUGAAUUCUCAGAAAAAAAUUGAUAUUAAUAUGGAGAAUAUGACAGUUACUGAUUUUAUAAUUGAUAAUGAAUUUUUAUAUGCAGUGAAUUUAUUUAAAAACGGAAGGGUUUUGGUUAAAAUGCAUAUUGAAAGAAUAGAAAUUUUGCAACAAUUUUAUAUUGAGCCAGCUAUAAUGGGAGGGCUGAAUUUCGUAGAGCUUUAUAAUGAAAAGGCGUGUGAUGAGAAAAAGAAAAUUCCUAUUUCUUAUAUUAAAAUGAUUCAAAUUAAUAAGCAGAAACUAAUUGCUGUAUUGAGCACGAAGGGGGAAAUAGAGUAAAAGAUAUAUAGACUUUUUAAUAAUGAUUUUUGUGAAAUUAGUUCUGUUGAUUUGCAUGCAGAAAUUGAGACUGCAGAUGUGGAUUCAUAUAAAAAAUGGCUUCGGAUGAAAAAGUAUUCACUCUAUGAAUUCCUUUCUCUAAUUUAGCUUUUAUUAUGAGGUUAAGUUUUUUAUCACAGAAUUCUGCAUUAUGUAUCGUGCUUUUCCUCUUUCCCUGCUGAUAUAAAAGGUAAGGCCCUUAGGCCGAAUACUAGCUGGAGUAAAGUCGGAUAGAUUGAGGCAAAGCUCCAAGCCGUUAGUGCUUUCCGUACUUUGGGUUCCCAAAUGUCUUCAUGGGGACUAGGAACAAGCUGACUGCGAGGUCUGACAAUGUUCGAGAGCAGUGACAAGACAGAGAAAAAAGCGUUUCACCCGCACUGCACUGCCAAAGGUCUAACCAAAAGUUAGUUAAAUUAAAGUAAUUGCUAUUGUGGAUGUGGAUUCAACUGUGUUUUAUAUUGCAAGAAAAGAUGGAAAAGUUAUUUGUCUUUCAUUUUAA